This is a messenger RNA of Passer montanus (Eurasian tree sparrow), 1617 nucleotides long. Its product is annotated as collagen alpha-1(I) chain-like. The record is from RefSeq and is a predicted model, not a curated record. Lineage: Eukaryota; Metazoa; Chordata; Aves; Passeriformes; Passeridae. The transcript is spliced from 4 exons. Bases 1 to 1617 code for a protein of 538 amino acids.
AUGUGGAGGUGGGUGUGCGGCGGCGGCGAGGCACCGAGCCCGCCUCGGCUAACCCGGCCCCGGCCCCGGCCCCGGGCAGGUGCUGACCUCCCCUCCGUACCCCGCUCCCUUCCCCUCCUGCCCCCUUCCCGGCGCCCGGGCAGCCCCCGCCGCUCCCGGCAGCGCUGCCCGCAGCGCGGCGGCUCCCGGACCGCCGGUCGGUGCCGGCCCCCGGGGCGCUCCGCCGGCGGAGUUGGGGUGGGGGGCGUCGGGGGCCUCUUGGAGAACGGGGAGGUGGCGGAGAAGAAAAAAGUUUGGCGGGGGGAUCCGCGGCUCGCCCCGCUGCCCGGCGCCGUGCCCGCCGGGCUCCCGCCGCACUUCGGCUCCGCCGCCGGUGCCCGGGCGCGGGGUGGCCGUGGCAGCGGCGCCGCUCGCCAUCGCCCAGCCAUGUGCGACAACUCACCCAACUUUAUCGUCCCCCCGUUCGCGGCGAGCCCCCCCCGGCCCGCCUCGCCGUCAGACGGGAUUCCCAGACCCCCUGGUCCCCCCGGCCGCGGCGGGCAGGGCACCCCCGCGCCCCGGCACCCAGCGACCGCCGCGGUCGCGCCGUGGAACGUCCCUCGGUCGCACCGCCGUGGCCCGGCGGCGGGGCCGCACCUGGGGCUGCGGGGGGACGGGGACCCCUCCGGCCUCCCGGGCCCCCAGCGCUCCCGGCCCCCGCUGCUGCCCGCGGGCUGCGCUGCAUCCCCCGGCGGGGCCGAGGUGUGCGCCGGGGGCAAGACAAACCCCGUGAGCCCUCAAGGCUGCGACCGCCACAAGCUCAUCUCGAGGGUGAAAAUCGCUGUGGGGCUCGGCCACAUCCCCGCCCCGCUUUGCUGCAGCCACAUCCUGCCGGGGGCGGGGGCUGCGGGGGACCCUCGGGUGGGCUCGGGCCCGGGGGGGCCGUGCCGUGUCGGAAAUCACGUGCCGCCGGGCCUUGGGGCUUUACGGGAAGCGAGGGUUGAGGCGAGGGGCAGCUCCCAUCCCCCCGGGACGGCUUGGCCGGGGUUCAGCCCGGAUCGGGCCCCGGAGCAGCUGCCCCGCGGCGGCGGCCGCUUCCCGGCAGCGCGGGGUGCGGGGGCACGGGGAGCCGCCGUGGCUCCCUCCCCCGAGCAGAUGGUCCCUCGGCAGCAAAGCUGCCCCUUCCGCAUCGAUUACCCGCGCCGGCCGUUUAACGAUCGCUUUCCGGGGUUAAUUAAACUCUUCUCGCCGAGGGCGGCUGUACCUGCCUGCAGCCCUGAUGCGCCCCCCAAAACGGGGGGGACGAGCCUGUGGCUGGAGCUGGGGUUUGCUUCCAAGCCCAACGUUAAUAUCCAUCCUGGAGUGCGCCGUGCCUGCUGCUCCCGGGGCUCCCGGGGCAAGCUGCCCACGCUCACCCCCAUAACGCUGAUGGUUUUGGGGUGCACACGGGCGUGGGUGGGCUGUCACACGGCGCAGCUGACCCCCAUGCAGCCGCCCUGCCGGGGGCUGGCCGUCCCCCCGGGCACGGCCCGCCGAGGGAUGCUCCCACCCACCCACGCAGCCCCCGAGCUCCCCGGGAGCAUCCCGGGGGCGCGGCCCCCCCUCGGCGGCAGCGCCGGCUGGGACGAGCCGCGCUAA